Wallemia mellicola CBS 633.66 is the source of this 1015-nucleotide messenger RNA. RefSeq lists its product as hypothetical. The coding region runs from base 210 to 923 and encodes 237 amino acids. The transcript has a single exon. Gene Ontology annotation, biological process: attachment of GPI anchor to protein. The record is from RefSeq and is a predicted model, not a curated record. Gene Ontology annotation, cellular component: GPI-anchor transamidase complex; membrane. Lineage: Eukaryota; Fungi; Basidiomycota; Wallemiomycetes; Wallemiales; Wallemiaceae.
CAAACAAAGAAGCCAUUUUAAUACAUUCACCUUUCACAUCUCAAUUAGAUAGCGAUUUCAGUUUGAAGUAUGACAACAGCAACGUCGUGAAUGUUAGAGCAAUCUCUACCCUGUUAUCGUUAUUAAAAUACUUUAAUAGUCAAUCAAUUUGGUCAAAAGACCUUUUAUUCUUCUUUGGUGACGAUUUAGAUACCUUCUUAUAUGACUACAUGAAUGGUCAUAUCAAUAGCAUACCAAAGAAUAAUAUAUGGCUUGGUUAUACUUUAGAUUACCCUUCAGAUAGUUUCAGUCAUUUAGAAAUUAACUAUGUACAUCCACUAAUUCAACCAAAUUUUGACGUAAUUGCAUCUUUAUAUUCAAUUGCAAGACAUAACAACAUCGAGAUACGUUCACCAGCUUUAUUAGAAACAUAUAAGCAAUCAAUAAUGGGUAACACGACUAGUAAUUAUCAUUCAACCAUGUUGAAUUAUAAAAUAGACGCUAUAACUAUAAAUUGUAUACCAAACAAUGGACCACAUGGUUUCCUCAGUUUAGGAAGAUUAUUAGAAGGAUACACAAGAUCAUUUAACAAUCUAAUUGAAAGGCUACAUGCUUCCUUAUCAUUUUACUUAUUUUUUGAUAACAAACUUAUAAAGUUAUCAGAUUAUAUCCCCAUUAUAAUUAUAGCAUCACUUAUCAACAUAAUUCAAGCAUUUGAGAAGUUUGAAAUAUCGUCAAAGGAUGCAAUCACAAUUACAAUUGUUGGUUACGUCACGAACACGUUUUUAAAUCCACAAAUAAGUAUAAUUUUAUCAACGUUUAUAUUAAGGUUUAUAACGAAUCGAACAAGUUAUAAAUUGUUGACAACUAUGAUAAUGAUUUACACAUCUCUAUAUAACUUUUACGUUAGUUUAUCUGUAGCACUUAUAUCCACAUUAGUUUAAAUAUAUUUUUAUCUCUAAAACAAGACAGUUUGAGGUAUUUAAAGAAACAUACCGCAGAGGGUGGAGGUGCAAGUUAAACACCCGUAAUCUAA